Molecule: messenger RNA, 924 nt
Organism: Aspergillus fumigatus Af293
Lineage: Eukaryota; Fungi; Ascomycota; Eurotiomycetes; Eurotiales; Aspergillaceae
Source: RefSeq, a predicted model, not a curated record
AUGGAUUUGAUAUCGUCAAUCUUCCCCUGUAUCCAGCGACGCAAACCGCUGAAAUGCUCCGGUCAAGAGCAAAAUGCCGCGCAGCCAGAGAGCGAAGAGUCUAAAGCCUCUUCAGCAGCUUCAAGAACCGUGCCCUGCAAGUCCUCGGCGAGGAUGUCGGUUCGGAUCGUUGAAGCAGUCGAUUCGCAGACUACCAUUUGCCCUGAAGAGCCCGGUAAUGACCAUGACGGGCUCCAGGAGAACGAGAACGAGGAACAGAGACCUCCUGUCACAUCCGUCGAGCGCAAAGACGCAGACCCAGACUCUGCCAAAGACUCCAAUGUCAGAGUCAUCCACAUGGAUCUCAGCGAUACCCCGACAACAACGCAAGACUGUCACAACCAAAAUCAAAAAGAACCACCGAUUCCCGCCCUCCCCCCGAAAACUGCAAAGCUCCCCGAGGUCAAAAGCCGCAUGAUAGAGAACAUCCCCGAGGAAAGCGACGAUGACGAGGGCAACACACCAUCGUUCGAGGACGACGCUACCGAGAAAUCAUCUCAAGACGCCAAACGCAACUCAACCUGGCGCCAGAGCUCCAGGAAAUCUCUCGUCGACAUCAUCAACCUCCUGCAAUCAACCACAAGCAACAACAUCAGCACCCUCCGAAUCAACAGCUUAAAGUGGCCUUUACCACCCAAAUCACCCCACCGGCCACGGCCUGCAACAGCUUUAUCGUGCCGGUCUUCGACUUCAUUGAGCUCCUCGGUAACAGCCACCAUGGAGUUCGAGAAGCUGACCCCAAUCGUCAAGAAAGAGAGACGGAUGGGAGCAGCGAUGCUCCCCAGCAUCCGACUUGGAGCCAGGAGAUGGAGCGUCAAUGACGGUGGCAUUGGCAAUGACAGCAGCAUGAACCCCAGAUGGCCUCGGCCUCUUUUUUGCGAGUAA